Molecule: messenger RNA, 2819 nt
Organism: Sinocyclocheilus rhinocerous
Lineage: Eukaryota; Metazoa; Chordata; Actinopteri; Cypriniformes; Cyprinidae
Product: leucine-rich repeat transmembrane neuronal protein 4
Exons: 3
Coding region: 307-2073 (588 amino acids)
Cellular component (GO): plasma membrane
Molecular function (GO): protein binding
Source: RefSeq, a predicted model, not a curated record
CUCACUGGAAAUGUUCUUUUAAGGACCUUCUCGUUAAGUAAACCCUUAAUGUUUGUAUUUUACGCUGGAAAGAGCGUUUAGGAUUUUUCCGUUGUUCACUUGGACAUGUUGCGCAGCGGCGCAGCUGCGGGGGAUUGAAAUAACGCUGCCGUUGCCGGAGUUUUCCGAACCUCGCCAACAUCUCGGGCACCGCAUCUUUGGGCAGGUGCUCUUUUCUGAGUGUGUUUGAAGACGGUGCCAUGCGGAAUCUGGAACCGCACAUCGAAAGGCUGUAAAACCUGCUGGAAACGCGACAUUUACGCAGAGAUGGGAUCCCUGGUGAGAUCCCGUUGGCUGAUGAUCCCCCUGCUCGUGCAGGCCUGGCUCUUGGCUUCCCAAGGCAGAGUCCGAGAGAAACCGUGUCCCCGAAGCUGCCGCUGCGAUGGCAAAAUAGUGUAUUGUGAGUCAAAUGCCUUCCGUGAUGUGCCAAAGAAUGUUUCCGUGGGAUGCCAGGGCCUCUCUCUGCGGUACAACAGCUUGGUGAACCUCAGGGCUGGUCAGUUUGCCAGCCUCAGCCAGUUAGUCUGGCUGUACCUGGACCACAACUACAUCAAUGCAGUGGACAAACAAGCCUUUCAGGGUGUUCGAAGACUAAAGGAGGUGAUCCUCAGCUCCAACAAGAUCACACAUUUGGAAAACAGCACGUUCCAUUCGAUCCCCAACCUACGCAAUCUGGACCUGUCCUACAACAAGCUUCAAGUCCUGCAGCCGAAUCAGUUCCAGGGCUUGCGCAAACUGUUGAGUCUCCACAUCAGAUCGAAUUCCCUCAAGACGGUUCCCAUGCGAGUGUUCCAGGAUUGUCGAAACCUAGAGUUCCUUGAUUUGGGCUACAAUCGGCUGCGAAGUCUUACCCGUAAUGCAUUUGCGGGUCUUCUCAAACUGACGGAGUUACACUUAGAGCACAACCAAUUCUCAAAGAUCAAUUUUUCUCAUUUCCCAAGGCUGAACAACCUCCGCGCUUUGUAUCUGCAGUGGAAUCGGAUAAAGUCGAUAACCCAGGGAAUUACAUGGACCUGGACCUCUUUGCAAAAGCUGGAUCUUUCUGGAAAUGACCUGCAGGUUUUGGAUUCAAGCAUCUUCCAGUGUCUCCCUAACUUGCAGACUCUUAAUCUGGACUCCAAUAAGCUAAGCAACGUGUCUCAAGAGGCCAUAUCAGCUUGGAUCUCUCUUACUACCAUCAGUCUUGCUGGUAACAUUUGGGAAUGCAGCCCCAGCUUAUGCCCCCUUGUAGCUUGGCUGAGGAACUUCAAGGGGAACAAGGAGACCACCAUGAUUUGUGCUGGACCAAAGGAGGUUCAGGGUGAGAAAGUCAUCGAGGCUGUUGACACACAUGGAAUCUGUAAGAUGACCCCCACUCCUUACCAACCGAUCUCCUCCACCGUAAGCUCCCCAUCCAAACCUGGACGUUUCCCCCUGCCCACCAUGUUCAGGGUGAAUGAGAAAAUAACACGCAACAACGCUGUUGUGCCUUCCCCGACGGAUGCCUCCCCACCCGUCCCUGAGCAGGACUUCGAGCAUGUUUCGUUCCACAAGAUAAUUGCCGGCAGCGUCGCCCUCUUCCUAUCUGUGGCCAUGAUCUUGCUAGUGAUCUACGUCUCCUGGAAGCAUUAUCCCAGCAGCAUGAAGCAACUGCAGCAGCAUUCCAUGGUGAGAAAACGCCGGAAAAAGGCGCGGGAGACAGAGCGCACCCUCAGCUCCCCGCUUCAGGAAUAUUAUGUGGACUACAAACCCACAAACUCUGAGACCAUGGACGUACUGGUCAAUGGGACAGGACCAUGUACCUACACCAUCUCCGGCUCUCGAGAAUGUGAGGCCCCUCAACAGAUGGGCACAUUGGCGUUCUACAGGUACGAGCAGCCCAUCGUGGACUACUGCCAGGCUCACCAGACCCUGCACAUGAACAGGGGCUUUGAGCCCCCGUCCCAGGCCCUGGAGGGGCUGGGGGCACGAGAACGCUGCACCGUCCCAUCCGCUGGCCUCCUUCCUUCCGUGCCUGCAGCCCCUCUGUCAGACAUCCGCACCCUACCGCAGUGAGCCGGAGCUGGACUCGUCCCCGUCGCCUGCUCUCCUCCACGAACGUCCCCGGGGGCGUACUCUCUACCCCCAACAUGAACCCUUCGCCAGACCGAAUCACAGAUAUAUGGGACAGCGUGAUGGCCUACAGACUCUCAGGAGAGGACUCUGUCUUUGUCGUGAAGUGGGUUAAACACUCUCGGGUUUGUCAUUCGCAAGAAUCAUCAUUGUAGUGUACGAUCGAUGUGUUUGGAAUUGGGGGCAAAAAAAGCAUUUUAUUCUGGUAUUUCGGGCUUUUUGUGAGCUCAACCCUCUAAAUUAUUCAAAAGCAUCAUGCUGCCGUCUCAAAUGGGAAAUAAAUAUCAAGUUUGAUUGACUUAACAGCACGCAUACUCACAAGAUUGGUGUUCGUUCUCCCAUAACCAGAAGUAAUUAAACGUAAACCAGCGCCCCUUAAAUGGAUUCGAGGAAUUUCUGAGCAUAAAAAUCCCUUUCAUCUCUUUCUAAUAAGGCCUUUCAGAACGACUCCUGCCUUGUGAAGUCAGCGAGAAUUGCUGUAUAUGAAAUUGCCCAAAUUUAAUUCCUUAAGGUGAGCUGGCGAAUUUGAAUUGUAAAUGAUAAUAUGACCCUCACUUGAUGGCUUCUCUAUUGUGAAUCUUUAAAACGAGUCUUGAUCGUUCGGUAUUACGAUGAAAGAACCCAUCAUGCCAUGCCCGUUUUACUCUGAAAAUCACUGACAGCUGUGACAUAAUUUAUCAGUGCUGUUU